Messenger RNA from Coffea eugenioides, 2089 nucleotides. RefSeq lists its product as uncharacterized. NCBI's taxonomy places the organism in Eukaryota, Viridiplantae, Streptophyta, Magnoliopsida, Gentianales, Rubiaceae. The record is from RefSeq and is a predicted model, not a curated record. Gene Ontology annotation, molecular function: protein binding. Bases 273 to 1775 code for a protein of 500 amino acids. The transcript has 7 exons.
UUUCUUUCCCCCUUCACUUCACUCCUCCUCCUUUCCCUCAAAAUCCCCCCGUACACUUUUUCCCCAUUUCUUUUCCAUGUAGUAAAAAGCAAAUAUUCUCAGAACCCACAACCAAACCCCAUCGCUCUGCUCUCUGGUUUCUCCUCUUUUUCACUAAAACCCCAUUCUUGAUACUAGGGCUUCAGCUUCAGUACCCACAUUCUUCUCCUAAGCUGGAAUAUCCCAACUUCUCUGCUUUUUUACCAAGCAUUUUGCCGGUCUGAACGAGACUCAUGGGUAGAAAUGUUACACUUUCGAUCCUCGCUUUUUUGCUGCUUUCUGGUUCUUUUGCUUCUGCUUCUGCUUCAGCUUCUUCUUCUUCACCAGCCAGAAUAGUAAAUGGGUUUCUCUCGAAUGCAAUUUCAAUGCUGAUGAAGUGGGUGAAGUCACUGAAAGCUACCACUAAGACAGCAAUUUCUGGCCGUCCGAUGAUGAAAUUUGAGAGUGGGUACACGGUGGAAACUGUGUUUGAUGGAAGUAAGCUGGGUAUUGAGCCGUACUCUCUGGAAGUAUUGCCCAGUGGAGAGCUUCUGAUUUUGGACUCUGCUAAUAGUAAUCUGUACAGGAUCUCUUCCUCACUAUCACUGUAUAGCAGACCAAAGCUGGUUGCUGGAUCUGCUGAAGGUUAUUCAGGACAUAUAGAUGGGAGACUAAGGGAAGCAAGGUUGAACCAUCCGAAGGGGCUUACCCUUGAUGACAGGGGAAACAUUUACAUUGCUGAUACUGACAAUAUGGCAAUCAGGAAGAUAAGUGACACCGGAAUUACGACAAUUGCCGGAGGGAAAAAGGCUCGUGGAGGGGGGCAUAUAGAUGGACCAAGUGAGGAUGCAAAAUUUUCUAAUGAUUUUGAUGUGGUCUAUAUAGGAAGCAGCUGCUCCCUCCUAGUUAUAGACAGAGGAAAUCAGGCAAUCCGUGAGAUUCAACUUCAUUUUGAUGAUUGUGCAUAUCAGUAUGGAAGUGGCUUUCCUUUAGGUAUCGCAGUGCUUGUGGCAGCUGGCUUCUUUGGAUACAUGCUAGCACUGCUGCAACGUCGAGUUGGUACCAUAGUAUCUUCUCAGAAUAAGGAUGAGAGCUUGCUGAAACCAAGCUCUGAAAAUCCAUAUCAAAUGCCAGUGAAGUCAUCAGUAAGGCCACCACUGAUUCCAACUGAAGACGAAGAGGACAAGCAAGAAGAAAGUUUUUUUGGAUCCCUAGGGAGGCUGCUGGGACAAACUGGAGCAUCUGCCUUAGAAAUUUUGGGUGGACUAUUUCCUUGGUUCCAGAGAAAAUCAUGGAAUUAUCAGUCUCAACCACAGGAACAGCAGCAGAAGUAUUCACACGGUUGGCCUGUACAAGACAGCUACGAAGUACCAGAUGAAGAUGAGCCCCCAUCAAUUGAAGCCAGAACCCCUACUCCGAGGAAAACCUAUGCAUUCAUGUCAAAGGAUUCUGAAAAUAAGAUGCAGCAGCUCCGAGAAAGCCAUGCUUUCUAUAGUGGCUGGGAUGGAAACUUUCAGCAGCAGCCUCUGCAGCAGAUGCAGAAACAGCAACACCGUCAUCAGCAUCAUUCAUCAGCCCCCCACACCUACUUUGAGCAAAGUCCCGAGAAAACCAAUGAGAUUGUGUUUGGAGCAGUGCAGCAGGACAGGCGGCGGGAAGCUAUGGUGAUAAAGCCAUUGGACCCUGGAAAUCCCGUUUAUGAUCGUAGAAACAUUCGCACUCGAAGCAAUUCAAUGGGCUAUGGUCAUGGAAAUUGAUCACAUAUACGUUGAGGAAAGGGAAAAAGGGAAACCAAAACCUUUUUACAAAUCAAAGCCGCUUCAUGAUGGCAAUAGUGGAACAUAUCGAGUAUAUCAGGUUCUCAGUUAUAUAAAACUUGGAGAGUGGAAUGUAUGUGCUCAAUAUCCUGAUUGCAGUGCAUAGUUCACCUAGCAACUAAUUUUGUUGUUAUCUUGGGAAAGUGUCCUGUGAAACAGGAUUAUAAUCAUUUGCAUUUGGAUGUUCCUUCUCUCCAGUGCCGGUGUAAAUAGUAGUAAUACUUUUGCUACAUCUCAAGUACACCCUUUUUUCA